Messenger RNA from Melanotaenia boesemani (Boeseman's rainbowfish), 2893 nucleotides. RefSeq names its product probable G-protein coupled receptor 34. Gene Ontology annotation, molecular function: G protein-coupled purinergic nucleotide receptor activity. NCBI's taxonomy places the organism in Eukaryota, Metazoa, Chordata, Actinopteri, Atheriniformes, Melanotaeniidae. Gene Ontology annotation, cellular component: membrane. The transcript has 2 exons. Gene Ontology annotation, biological process: G protein-coupled receptor signaling pathway. Bases 8 to 1045 code for a protein of 345 amino acids. The record is from RefSeq and is a predicted model, not a curated record.
AACAAACAUGGCCAACCCAACUCCCACUCACAGCAUUGUGCCUGCCAACGAAAGCUCUACCUCACAAGAUGAAUGUACCCACAUAUUGCUCCAUGUCCCGCUAGCGGUGGUCUACUCCGUGAUCUGCACUCUGGGUUUUCCUGGAAACAUGGUGGCUCUGUGGGUCUUCUUUUCGGUUAAAAAGAAGAAGAACUCUAUUCAUGUGUUUCUCAUCAACCUUGUUUUUGCCGACCUGCUGCUGGUUAUCUGUCUGCCAUUUCGGAUUUUCUAUCACACCCAUAAUGGCACCUGGGAUAUGAAUCCUACCCUGUGUACAAUAGUAAGCUUCCUCUUCUACACAAACAUGUAUAUCAGCAUCAUCCUGCUGGGACUGAUCAGCGUGAAUCGCUACUUGAAGAUCAAUUGCAGCGUAGGGAUGCAGCGAUGGCUUUUUUCCUUAAACUCAGCCCGUAUUGUCUGUGCUGUUGUCUGGUUUGGUGUCUCAGCAUUGACAUUCUCUACCUACAUGUGGAAACCGUCAGACCCAGAUAAUAGGUGUUUCCACUACAAGAAGCUCCUAGAUGCAAAGUGGAGAGCCUACAUCAACAUGUUGGGGCUGGUAAUCUUCUGGAUUGUAUUCAUAGCUCUGAUGGUAUCUUAUGGCAAGAUCGCCCUGAAGCUCCUGAGGAAAUCAAAAGAGAGACCAGAAAUGCCCAACGCACCUCGCUACGCUCGAAGCGCCAAGAAGUCAUUCUUCAUCCUCUUCGUCUUCACCUUCUGUUUUGUCCCCUUUCACAUGUUCAGAAUCGUCUACAUUGUGACACAGAUCACAGAAAGCUCCUGUUUCUUGAUUAACCUGGCAGACAUAACCAACAAUGUUGCGUUGUUAUUUACUGCCUCCAACAGCUGCCUGGACCCCAUCUUAUAUUUCCUGUUAUCCUCCUCAGUGAGAAAGGAGAUGCUGCACAUAGUGAAACGAGUGUUUUGUGUGCAUGAUGUUGCCAUCAGUGAGAGCACCACCUCCUAUGAGAACCAUUCGAAGAUUAGAUUAGAAGAGUACCGUUAAACAUGAAAAUUUAAUCAGCAUGACAGUAUAUUCCAAUGAGAUUUCCCUCGUCUUACAUUCUCAGUGAGAGCCUCCGAGAACAGACCAGUUCUCAUGAUGGGAAAUACUCCAGAGUCCUUGGCGUGUCAGCCAAAAUGAGACAAAAGCAUGAUUAGGAGUUAUCCGCACACGCACUCAUUUGCUGCCAAUUCUCUGGAGGAUCAUCUGUUCUAUUAAAACAAAUUUCUGAAAUUUUUCAGACUUAUAGCAGCAGCACUGACCUUUGUCAGAUCUUUGCACUUUUGCGCCCCCUAGCAACGGUUUAUUCAGCAUCCAUCUUACAUCCUGUCUCAUUUCUGAGCUCUUUUCCACCAGUUAAAGUCAGUCUAACGUUGACUCUUGUCUCAUCUUCUGCUCUAUCACUCUGUAAUCAGUAGAUCUGACACGACUAAAUCCACUUCUAAAAUACAUAUUAAAAAAACUCUGGUCUACAUCGUCAGUUUAGUUUUGGACUUCUUUUUAAAUGCAUACAUAAGAAGUGAUUUAAUUCUCAAACUUACUGUUAUUUUCAAAACAUCUGGUUUUUGUUGAGCACGGCGGUGCCUACUGUGCUCAGGUUAUGUGUGCUAAUGUGGGAGCUAAUAAGCCUGCAAAAUAGACCAAACAUGAAUGCUUUACUUUAAUCCAUGUGUGCACUGCAGCUCCGUCAGACGUGACUAAUAUGCAGAUUUUAUGCCAAUGUGAAUGCAGACCCACCACAGACUAUGGUCUAUUGUAAAUGUACAGAAGCAGGACCAUUUUGAUGGAUUCUAUCACAUCAGCUGAUGUCUGUGUUCCAGAAAAAUGAUGUCUUCAUGGGCUGUGUAGGUGAAAUGAUCACAUGAUGAAUUCUUCAUUUCAGUUCUGGAGAGAAGGCGAAGGUUCAUUUCAUAUCUAUCAGUGGAUUAAUCUGGUUAACCAGCAGAUAAAGCAGUAAACAGAUGUGGAAUAUUUAUCUAAAUCUGCUGUCCAGUACUGCUGACAUAAAACCACUGAGACAUAUGUCAAAGCUUUUUGUCUUCUAGGAACAUUGACAAUUUAUAUGUAUUUUAUAUGUAUAAGUGUUUCUAUGUGUGGUGGAAAAGGUUUUCACCUCGCCCCCUCUUCUAAAUUGCACUUUCCAGCAGUGACUUGGGGGGGAGCUGAGGGCCUGUAUAUUUAGUAAGCUCUUGCUGGUCGGUGUGCACUCCCUUGUUUCUGGGUGGUCCUGGUGGACCUCUAGCUGUCAUGGCAGAGGUUGCUGAGCGUUAGCUGCUAACACCAUGUGUACUUUGUCACUUCUGUCUGUGUUAGGUGCUGGCAGUUUUAUGCUCACUUUGGACUUUUUGCAGUUGGGUGGACAGCUGAUCAGGUUGGUGUUACCCUGGGCAGGUUAACCGCAGGAGUCAUUUGGCAGCCGAGUAAGGGGAAGAUCAUUGGCAGUAGUGUAUCUGCUUAAUUCCUCCUCCUGUGGGAACCUAUACACGGGUGAGAAUCUGGUUCCAUUAAGGGUGAUCCUUGAUUGUUAUCAGUAACCUAGAUUUGUGGGUGUGUAUUCUCAUAGCCAGACAAACGAGCGCGCAUUGAGGGGCAUCACAUUCUGGCAGAGGACACUGCUGUUUUGUUCAGGGCUUGUUUUUUUUUUUACACAGUUCAACAAUUUGUCCUGACUGUGUCCUGGGGUAGUGGGUGUGGCACUAAAGAUGAUUACCUGGAGUUACUGCUUGUGUUGUAUUUUCUUUCAUUUAUUCAGAGGGCACCAUGUUUUGUGGUUAUUUUUUUGCAUGUGUUAACCCUCUCAUUGUGUUUAAGGUUGCAACUCCCAGUCGGACCACCCACUUGCUGCUUAGU